Messenger RNA from Vicia villosa (hairy vetch), 997 nucleotides. RefSeq names its product agamous-like MADS-box protein AGL19. NCBI's taxonomy places the organism in Eukaryota, Viridiplantae, Streptophyta, Magnoliopsida, Fabales, Fabaceae. Gene Ontology annotation, molecular function: RNA polymerase II cis-regulatory region sequence-specific DNA binding; protein dimerization activity; DNA-binding transcription factor activity, RNA polymerase II-specific. The record is from RefSeq and is a predicted model, not a curated record. The transcript is spliced from 8 exons. Gene Ontology annotation, biological process: positive regulation of transcription by RNA polymerase II. Bases 178 to 792 code for a protein of 204 amino acids. Gene Ontology annotation, cellular component: nucleus.
GGUCAUUUAUCUACCAUCCUCCCUCUAUUGUUUUUCUCAUUUUAUAUACAUUUUUGCUAGGGUUUCUGUGAUACAACCUGUAUUUGCUUCCUUGAAAGUUGAGAGACCAUAAAAGAUUCUAUUGUUUGCUUCGAAAUAUUUGUCAGAUCUUCCCUCUCCAUAGAGUUUCAUAUCAGAAUGGUGAGAGGAAAAACUCAGCUGAAGCUAAUCGAAAAUGAGUCCUAUAGACAAGUAACUUUCUCAAAGAGAAGAAAUGGGUUGCUUAAAAAGGCUUUUGAGCUUUCAGUGCUUUGUGAUGCUGAAGUAGCACUCAUCAUCUUCUCUACCACUGGGAAACUCCAUGAGUUCUCAAGUUCAAGUAUAAACAAAACAGUGGAACGCUAUCCACAGCGAGUCAAGGAAUUGGCUGUCAGCACCAAAGAAAUCCAAGAAAAUACACAGACCCUAAAGGAAUAUGAUAUCAACACAACAAAAAAGUUGGAGCAACUAGAAUUUUACAAAAGGAAGCUGUUGGGAGAUGAAUUAGAUACAUGUGGUAUUGAAGAACUACAACAGAUUGAAAAUCAACUCGAAUACAGCUUAAGCAAAAUUAGGGCAAGAAAGAAUCAACUGUUGAUGGAACAAAUUGAAAAGCUAAAGAAACAGGAAAGGUGCCUACUUGAAGAAAAUAGACGCUUACGUGAGCAGUGUGGAGUUGAACAACAAGAUAUAAAAGUCUUAACAGAAAGUGAGCUAGGUGAGGAGGUGGAGACGGAAUUGUUCAUAGGGCGACCUGAGAAACGAAUGAAUUGAGAGCAGAAACUAGCGACAUAAAUCUAAUAUACGUGAGGAAGCAGAAUCUAACAUUGGAAGUUAGUAAUAAUGUCCAAUAAUGUUUAGUAGUCAAAUAAUUUCUAUCAUUGACGUAUUCUAAAGAUAUUUUUUAAGAUAUCCAGACUCAUAUUAUAUCAAUUUUUGAAUUGGUGAAUUUUUUAAUAAUUGAGAACUCUUUAUAAUA